This is a messenger RNA of Mirounga angustirostris (Northern elephant seal), 3594 nucleotides long. Its product is annotated as cytochrome P450 4A11-like. The coding region runs from base 1550 to 2794 and encodes 414 amino acids. The transcript is spliced from 9 exons. Gene Ontology annotation, molecular function: oxidoreductase activity, acting on paired donors, with incorporation or reduction of molecular oxygen; iron ion binding; heme binding. Lineage: Eukaryota; Metazoa; Chordata; Mammalia; Carnivora; Phocidae. The record is from RefSeq and is a predicted model, not a curated record.
AGGAAGGGCUUCUAAUGGCCAAUUCGGAGUGCCUGAAUGUUCCCCCAGAAACUUGGGCUUCCCUCCAUCACACAUUAAUUAUCCUCUACUGUCAUGGCUUCUUAAUCUGUUGUCAACAAAAUAAAAUUAAUAUACAAAUUUAAAUUUUGAAAUAUAAUCCACUUUAUGCUCCAAAUAAAAUUAUAUGGCAAAACUGCUUACCAUGUGAUAAUACUUGUCAUAAAUUUUUUAUGCAGAUGUGCUAAUGACUUCCAGUAGUUUUGUACACCAUGGAGUUAAUAAUCCCUGACAAGUUUCUGUAAGGCUGUUGGUUGUGAAAGCCGCUAAUUCCACUCGACAAUGGGACAGAACCUAGCCUUAGAGCGAACCUUGGACAGCCAGGAAAGUCUCAAUCAGAGCCAAGGUGUAUGGGGAGAUCUGGUGAGAGGACACCUGCAUACCUGUUGAAGUAGCUCCUCCCUCUUGGAUACAUGCCCAGGAGUCUGUGAUGUUGCAGAAGACACUGGAGGCCCAGCCAUCAAUACCUGACGCUCUACCUACCACCCUCCCAGCCCACAAGCCAGCAGAAGGCCAGAUUAUUAUUUAAACUGAAUCUAUGUUGGGAUGCUUUUUUUUUUCUUUUCUGUUCUGUUCUUCUCCCCUUUGUUCCUUCGUCUUUCCUCCCUUCCUUCCUUGCUGCCUGCCUGCCUUCUUUCCUACCUAAACCAAACUGAGACAAUUCCAGUUUUGAAAGACAAUUUCUUAUACAAGAGGACUUCAAUUAGGCACUUCUAAGUGUUGCCUGUGCUGAGUAAUAAGAUAGCUGAGCCACCACAAUUUCUAAAACACCAGAGAUUCUGUCUUUUCAUUGACACUAAAACCGAGACUUUGUUUCUGCUAAACUACUUAGCUCGUCCAGCGGGGCUCUGCUGUGGGACUUUGAAUCUGCCUUCCUGAGCCUACAGUGACUAUCAGGAAAGAAAGAGAGUCCGGGUUGGAAGGCAAGUGGGAGGUGGAUUGACACAAACUGCCAGCUGACAAUCAUCAGGAAGGGAUGGGGACAAUGGUCUGGACCACAGCUACUUCCUGAGGGCAGCCUGUCUUCGUGGGUCACCUCCAGUUUCCUGUAACGCCCUUCUUACUUUCAGACCCAAAGUCUGAUGGUUCCUACAGAUUCAUGGCUCCCUGGAUAGGUAAGUACAUUGAACUAGGAAUAUAGUUCGCCUCCUGCUUAGGUUUGCCAACAUCUAUCCAUCUGGCCCAGAUUAAAUAAGAGGUGACUGGUACCACAGUCUCUCCACUCAACUCUGAAUUGAGCCCCCUUUCUCUUCUUCUGAUAAAAACCUCACACCUUCCUUAUGGUAGGGGAGCCCUCUUGCAGGUCAGCUUCUCCCCCAUCACUUCUGAGUCCUCGCCAAUGAUCUCAGCCUAACUUUUCAUGAAGUCAGCCUAUUAACCAUUCCUUCCUCUGUUUCGACCUCAAACUUAAGCUGUCGUAAUCACUUCCUGUAUACUACCCUUGAGGAAGUCCCCUUCCUGACAUGCACUGGCCUUUCCUGCCUUGCCCAGGAUGACCUUCUUCCGACACCCUGGGUUCCUCCCCAGGUGUCCCCAGAAAACUCUUGGGGGGUUCCUUCCACACACAUACACCCCUUGUGGUCCAGGGUAUGGUUUGCUCAUGUUGAAUGGGCAGGCGUGGUUCCAGCACAGGUGGAUGCUGACUGCAGCCUUCCACUAUGACAUCUUGAAGCCCUACAUGGGACUCAUGGCCGAUUCUGUCCCAGUGAUGCUGGACAAAUGGGAGGAGCUCCUCAGCCAGAACUCACCUCUGGAGAUCUUUGGACACAUCUCCUCGAUGACGUUGGACACCAUUAUGAAGUGUGCCUUCAGCUACCAGGACAACCACCAGGCAGACAGGUACUUCCAAUCCUACCUUCAGGCCAUUCGGGACCUGAACAACCUGGUGCUUUCCCGGAUAAGGAAUGCUUUCUACCAGAAAGACUUCAUCUACAGGCUGACCCCUGAGGGCCGCCGGAACCACCGGGCCUGCCAGCUUGCCCAUCAACACACAGACCAAGUGAUCAAGCUGAGGAAGGCUCAGCUGCAGGAGGAGGGAGAGCUCGAGAAGGUCAGGAGCAAGAGGCACUUGGACUUUCUGGACAUCCUCCUCUUUGCCCAAAGGGAGAACGGGAACAGCUUGUCUGACAAGGACCUCCAUGCGGAAGUGGACACCUUCAUGUUUGAGGGCCAUGACACCACAGCCAGCGGCAUCUCCUGGAUCCUCUAUGCUCUGGCCACACACCCCGAGCAUCAGCAGAGGUGCCGGGAGGAGAUCCAGAGCCUCCUGGGGGACAGCGCCUCCAUCACCUGGGACCACCUGGACCAGAUGCCCUACACCACCAUGUGCAUCAAGGAGGCACUGCGACUCUAUCCGCCAGUUCCAGGUGUCGGCAGAGAGCUCAGCAAGCCCAUCACCUUCCCUGAUGGACGCUCCUUACCCAAAGGAUUCUCAGUCUUGCUCUCCUUUUAUGCCCUUCACCACAACCCCAAAGUGUGGCCAAACCCAGAGGUGUUUGACCCUUCCCGGUUUGCACCAGAUUCCUCUCGACACAGCCAUGCUUUCCUGCCCUUCUCAGGAGGAGCAAGGAACUGCAUCGGGAAGCAGUUUGCCAUGAACGAGCUGAAGGUGGCGGUGGCCCUGACCCUGCUCCGCUUUGAGCUGGCACCAGAUCCUCUCAAGGUCCCUGUUCCCACUCCAAGAAUUGUGUUGAUGUCCAAGAAUGGGAUCCACCUGCAUCUCAGGAAGCUCCUCUAACACUUGUGGGGACAAGGAUCCUGCCUGCCAUCCUGUCUUCCUGUCGGUCUCUCCUGUCUGCUGUCUUCCGCCCACUUCCUGCUUUCACUCUGCCUACCUGCCAGCCUCCCUGAUCUCUUCCUCUUGUGCAUCAGACUGUCUGCCCUUCUCUGUCUCCCCCUUUCCCAAGAUUCCUACUUGUUUGCCUGUUACCUUUCUCCUACCCAGCUUUAGCUCUGACUGCCCACUAAAUCAAUACCUGCCUCUUUCCCAGCCUGCCUGUCCUCUGCAUGUCUUUCUCCUUUUGUGCCUAUUUGAUUGUCCCUAUAUUAUUUUCCUCUGGCUGCUAUAAUAACUGACCACAGCCUUAGUGACUUAGAACAACACCAAUUCGUUCUCUCACAGUUCUGGCGUUCAAAGUCUAAAAUAGAUUUUGCUGGACCACAGCCAAGAUAUUGGUAUCUUGAGAUAUCCCUCUCUCUGCCUUUUCCAGCAUCAAGUGCAUUCUUUGUGAUCUUUAGCUCCUGGAGCCUGCUCUUUUCAAAUCCAACAGCAUCUUUCAAUAUCCUUUUGCUUCUGUCUUCAUAUCACCUUGUCUUCCAUAAGGACUUUUGUGAUUAGACAGAUGCACUCAGAUAACACAGACAUAUCUCAACUUCCAGGACAUGGACUUCUUGGGGAGCCAUGAUUCAGCCUGCUUAGUCCCUAUGUGACUGCUAUUAGUCCAUGCUUCCAGCUCUCUCCUGUGUGUUACCUACAUCCCUAUUUGUCAUUCACAUACCCUCCUCUUCUUUCCUCCUCCCUCAAAUAAAUUUCUUAAU